Molecule: messenger RNA, 1079 nt
Organism: Pollicipes pollicipes
Lineage: Eukaryota; Metazoa; Arthropoda; Thecostraca; Pollicipedomorpha; Pollicipedidae
Product: methionine synthase reductase
Exons: 3
Coding region: 1-876 (291 amino acids)
Biological process (GO): homocysteine metabolic process
Cellular component (GO): cytosol
Molecular function (GO): [methionine synthase] reductase (NADPH) activity; FMN binding; flavin adenine dinucleotide binding
Source: RefSeq, a predicted model, not a curated record
AUGACCUCGGCGCUGGCGGAGCUGUCUGAGGCACUGGCCAAUGUUGAGCUGACCGUGCCGGCCGCCCCUGCCCGCUUCCUGCGCCUCGAGUUCCUCGAGGACGCGCCUGAGGAGGCGGCCGCCGCUGACGUCUGGUCGGUGACGCUGGACGUCAGCGGGCUCGACGCGGUGCCGGCCGCCGGCGACACGGUCGGCCUGCUCUGUCCGAACGCGGCCGACGAGGUGGCCGCCGCGCUCGACCUGUUGGGCGCGGAGAGCCGCGCCGACCGGCCCUGCCGCCUCUCACUGCUGCCUGGCACCACGAAGAAAGCGGCGCGCGUACCGCCCCACCUGCCGGAGCACGCCUCGCUUCGCCACCUGCUGACGCACUGCGUGGACCUGCGCGCCGUGCCCAAGAAGCCUCUGCUGCAGGCGCUGCGCGACGACGCGCCGCUGGUGAUGGUGGCCGCGGGCACUGGGCUGGCGCCGCUGGCCGGCUUCCUGGAGGAGCGGCGCGCCCGCGGGCAGCGCGCGCCCGCCUGGCUGGUGUUCGGCUGCCGGCACCCGGAGCUCGACUUCCUGCUGCGCGACGAGCUGGAGGCGGCGCUUCGCGAUGGCUUCCUCUCGCGACUGGACACUGUCUUCUCGCGCACCGGCGACCGACAGCGCUACGUGCAGCACGUGCUGGCGGAGGAGCAGGCGCGCCUGGCCCGCUGGCUGGUUGACGAGGGCGCCGUCAUGUACGUGUGUGGCGACGCCAAGGGCAUGGCAGUGGCGGUGCUGGACGAGGUGGUACAGACCGUGGCGAAAGCUAAGGAGGUUCCUGUAUCUGAGGCAAAGAAGCUGGUGCAGCAAAUGCAGAAGGACGGACAGUACAGAUUAGAUGUUUGGUCUUGAUAAUGUUGCCACCGGUAGCCCGGAUGGCAAGCUGUGUGGCUCGGAUUAUGGCUUUAUCUGAACAUAAUGUGUGACUGCCGUAAGCUGGCUCGCAGAUGCCUUACAAUUUCCCGUAAGUUUUGUGGACCAUCCAGCCAAGGACCGUCCAGCUUUGACAUGACAUUGAAUCACAAUGUCAACAUCGAUUCCGAAAUACAAAUCAU